This is a messenger RNA of Parasteatoda tepidariorum (common house spider), 1897 nucleotides long. Its product is annotated as degenerin mec-4-like. Gene Ontology annotation, molecular function: ligand-gated sodium channel activity. The record is from RefSeq and is a predicted model, not a curated record. Gene Ontology annotation, cellular component: plasma membrane. Lineage: Eukaryota; Metazoa; Arthropoda; Arachnida; Araneae; Theridiidae. Gene Ontology annotation, biological process: sodium ion transmembrane transport.
GUCACCUUUCAAAUAAGUGAAAAGCAACAUCAUAAACUACAGAGUGGUUGAUCAUGAAUUGUAAUAAUUCGGAUGAAAUAUAAAGACUGUAACACUUGAAUCUGAAAACCAAUUCUUAUUUCCAAUGAAAGAACACAGUUUCAACCAAAAUUCACGGCAAAACGAAACAAAUUCAAAACUUUGGCAUCAGAAAAUUAUAAAAGUUUACCCUAUACAUAAUGUAAGAAACGAAGUAUUUAGAAAAGCAAAUAAAUCUUCAAAACUGGGUCAUAUCGUCUCGAAUAAAAUUCUGAAGAAAUCAUCAGUUUUUGCCAUUUCGCAGAUUGGAAGAGCAAAUACGCAUGUUCACAAAGUAAUUUGGUUCCUGAUUCUUUUAAUAAGUUUAAUUGGCUGCGUCUAUAAAACUCAAGAAUAUUUUUCGAUUUUCUUCACUUACCCAGUGGUGGUUUCACUUCAAGAACCCCAACAGCGAAUACUAAACUUUCCAGCUGUUACAGUUUGUAACUUAAAUCGAAUGAAAUUAAUGUAUGAAAAUUGCGUUAAUACUGAUAUUUUGGAAAAAGGAUGUCAACCCCCAAGACCUAUCUUGUCACGUUCAUUAACAAUAUCGGAACGCCGUAGCCUUCUAUCAUGUUCUGGGGCAGUUAGCAAAAAUUAUAGCACAGAAACAAGCCAAAAGCUAGAUUUCCUUGCCAAAUAUAUGAAAAUGGAUAGCAAAAAUCGCCAAUUUGUUGGACAUAAAGCUCAAGAUAUAAUCAAAUAUUGCUCUUUUGAAACGCAAGCAUGCUCCUUUCAAGAUUUUGUCCAUUUUCAGAAUUUGAGGUAUGGUAAUUGUUUCACAUUCAACAAAGCAACUCAGAACAUCACAAACCUUUUACAGUCAACAAAAAUUGGAUACAAAACUGGCUUAGAGCUGCUGUUAGCUUCAGAAUUAGAACAUUACAUGCGUGCCUCUCCAACCAUUGGAAUGAGAGUUUCAAUCCAUGAUGCUUUGCAAAUACCUGUUCCAGAAGAGUAUGGAGUAGAUGUUAGUCCAGGUUUCGAGACCUCCAUUGCUAUUAAACAAAUGGUUAUUCAACGUCUACCAGCACCAUAUCGUGAUAAGUGUAUAGAUUACACAACUCGCACCAAUCAAAGUAAUGAAGAAGAAUGCAUGAGGCUAUGCGUACAAGAACAUAGCUAUAAAAUAUGCGGUUGUCUGGAUCCAACAAUACCAUCAAUGCUUAACGAAGAACAUUGUGAUAUGAAAAACGAAGAUAAUGUGUGCUGCUUGGAUAAUGUUCAAGACCGUAUCACCCAAAAUAAUUUAUCUUGCAAUUGCCCAUUAUCAUGCUAUUCAGUGCUUUAUGAGAAAGAGAUUUCAAGAGCUCUUUUACCUACUGAACCGUAUAAUUACACUGGUGACGUAAAUAAGAAUUCUAAAAUGAAGUAUGUCCGAAUAAAAGUGUUUUAUUCUAGUUUGGUGCAGGAAAUAUACACCCAGCUUCCGAUGUUUGAAAGAUCUGAAAUUUUCAGCAAUUUAGGUGGAGAGCUGUCCUUGUGGCUCGGUCUUUCUUUGUUAGCUUUGUUUGAAUUUAUAGAAACGGUAAUUUAUUUUUUAAAUAUAUGCAGUAGAACCUAUAAAAAUAAUUAAAUUAUACUUUUUUAGGAAUCUUAGUCAUAAAGAUACCACUUAUCUCAAAAACGACCGAUCAUUUGUUCUUCAACAAUCGACACUUCUGACUCAAAACGUUAUACAACAAAUGCCUUCUGAUCCAUAUCAGAUUAGUUGCCUACAAAUUGCGCGAACGUCUUAGUUUUAUGUCAAGUGGCUUAGCAAUGUUUUAUAGGUUUUCAGAACCAUCUGUUGACGCACUUUGUAACUAAUUUCGGAAAUAAAAAUAUUUUUUUCGUUUGA